GUGUUCAGAAAUCACUGUAAUAUAUAAUUAGAAUUAGUUCAAAGAUUGCAAAAAAGAUAAUAUACAAUAUGACUGAUUCCAUAUAUAAGGGAGAAGACUUUGAAGAUAAGGUUAGAAAACAAGUUGAGUUUUACUUUUCUGAUUCUAAUUUACAAACUGAUAAGUUUUUAUGGAAAAUUUAUGAAGCUAAUGAUGGUUGGGUUGAAUUAAAGACUAUUUUAACUUUCAGUAGAAUGAGACAAUAUCGUCCAGAAGAGAAAGUCAUUGCUGCUUUAAAGGACUCUAGUGAAUUGGUCGUUUCUACUAAUGAAGAUAUGGUUAGAAGAAAAGAACCAGUUAAAGAUUUUAAUGAAGUUAAAAAUAUCAGAAAGAGAAAUACUGUUCAUAUCGAAGGAUUUCCAAAGGAUGUUAGUCAAGAAGAUUUAGAAUCUUGGUUCCAUACUAAGAUUGUUCCAAAUUUACCAGAAGAUCAAAUCAUUGUAUCAUUACGUAGAAUUAGAAGUAAAGCUAAACGAGAAUUCUUUGGUGUGGUUGAUGUUGAAUUUAAAAGUCAAAAGGAUGUUGAGUUCAUUUUAAAUAAUAUAGAAAUCAGUUAUCCACAAGGUAUUGUUAAAGAAGGUGAAGAAGGUUAUGAUAGUAAGACCGUCUUAAAGAAAAUGUCUUUACUUACUUUCCAAGAAAUGAGAGAAACUGGUAAAAGAUUUGGUGUUAAUGAUGUUACUAAAAGAAGAAAUAGUUUCAAUGAUAAUCAUCGUGGUGGUAAUAAGAAAUUUAAAAAGGGUAAUUUUAAAAGAUCUUCUAAUGAAAAAUCUGAUGAAAUCAAAGAAACUACUGAAGAACCAUCAGAUUCAAAAUCAAAUGAAGAAGAAAAGGAAGCUAAAGUAGAAUCAAAAGAAGUUGAAAAAACUGAAGCUCAAGCUCCAGUUGAAGCUCCAGCUGCUCCAGUUGAAACUCCUGCUGUUACCACUGGUGAAACCUAAUCACGUGCAAUAAUAUUCCUCCUCCCCGUAAUCUAAACCAUAAUUGUAUUAAAUCCAGUAAUUCCAUCUAGAAUUAAUUUACUUGUAUUUAUAGUUAAACCCCAAAAAUAAAAACAUAAUCCGUAUAUUUAUUUAUAUGCCGUACCU
Molecule: messenger RNA, 1127 nt
Organism: Scheffersomyces coipomensis
Lineage: Eukaryota; Fungi; Ascomycota; Pichiomycetes; Serinales; Debaryomycetaceae
Gene: LHP1
Product: Lhp1p
Exons: 1
Coding region: 69-980 (303 amino acids)
Biological process (GO): RNA processing
Cellular component (GO): nucleus; ribonucleoprotein complex
Molecular function (GO): RNA binding
Source: RefSeq, a predicted model, not a curated record